Coffea eugenioides is the source of this 1368-nucleotide messenger RNA. RefSeq lists its product as uncharacterized. The coding region runs from base 134 to 1132 and encodes 332 amino acids. The record is from RefSeq and is a predicted model, not a curated record. The transcript has a single exon. NCBI's taxonomy places the organism in Eukaryota, Viridiplantae, Streptophyta, Magnoliopsida, Gentianales, Rubiaceae.
GCGUUUCUCUCUUUUCUCGUCUGACCAUUCCGUUGUUCCCCGGUGGCUCAGAGUUCCUCCAUCCCCAAAUCAAUCAAAUCUACCUCUUCGCUGCCGACCGCGAGAAAGAAGUGCUCAAAUCUUGUAUUCCAUCAUGUCUACAACCAAUUCGCAGAUCCUCAAUCUCUGGGGAGUCCUGUCUGAAUCAAAGCGCAUAAUCAAUGCCCACUCUCGCCACUUCUUAGCUUUAUCAGUCAUCUUCCUCCUGCCCCUUUCUUUCUCUCUGAUCAUCUACCCUACUCUUCAAUCCACCUUCUUGUCAUCCGAUUCACUCAUCCCACAACAAUCCCUCUUCGUCUCCUCACCUUACGCCUCCCCACAGCCCACCACUGCCCAAUUCCUCCUCCCUCUCGUCUAUACCCUCUUUGUGCUUCUCCUAUCCCUUUUGGCUGUAGCCACAAUCACCUACAGCACUUUCCAUGGAUUCUAUGGUAGACCCGUUAAGCUUAUGUCAUCCUUCAAAUCAACCCUCUACUCAUUUCUCCCUUUAGUUUCCAGCUUCCUUGUAUCCCAAUUCAUCGUGGCUGUGAUCAUUUCACUUUUAGGCCUUUUUGCAGCUUUAAUUUACAAAAGUUUGCAACUUUAUGGUUUGGAUAUGGAUUUUGACUCAAAAUAUUUUCUGGGAUUUUCGAUUCUCAUAGCGAUAAUGGUUGGAUUAGUCUUAGUUUGGUUGCAAGUGAACUGGUCAUUAGGGAGCGUGGUUGUAGUAGUAGAGUCGAAAUGGGGCUUUGAGCCAUUGCAAAGAAGUUACUAUUUAUUGAGUGGAAUGAAAAGGGUGGCAUUGUCAAUGCUGUUGUUUUAUGGGCUGGCUAUUGGGUUAUUAGUUUGGGGGUGUUCGACUUCUGUGGCGAAUGCAGGGCAGGCCAGUGGAUGGUGGAGGUGGACCUUUGUGUUGCAGACGGUUGUUAGCUCGGCUUUUAUUACUCUGCUAAUGCUUCAUAAUGUAGCUGCUAAUGUGGUUCUAUACAUGUAUUGCAAGGCAUUACAUGGCGAAUUGGCAUUUGAGAUUGCUGAGGAGUUCGCCUGCCAGUAUGUUAGCUUGCCCUUUGAUUGCCAGAAGGUUCCCCAUAUCGUUUCUGUUGUUGAAGUUUAGUCUAGUUCUAGGUUGUUGAACUUGGUUUGUUGCUAAAUUCAGGCUGUAGUCUUGUUUGGUUCUGUAUCAGCUUAUGCUGUUUGUUGAUCUUCCUGUAUACGAACUACAUUUGGAAUUGUGUGCUGAAAUAUUUGUAAAUAUAAUGGCUGUUACACGUUUGCUUUAUGAUUCAUUAAACGAGUAUGUUAGCUUCGUUUAGCUGGUUGAUUUGGAAAUAUACAUCUUUUUUUAUCUCA